Molecule: messenger RNA, 3933 nt
Organism: Colletotrichum truncatum
Lineage: Eukaryota; Fungi; Ascomycota; Sordariomycetes; Glomerellales; Glomerellaceae
Product: hect domain protein
Biological process (GO): protein polyubiquitination
Molecular function (GO): ubiquitin protein ligase activity
Source: RefSeq, a predicted model, not a curated record
AUGACGCGAGAUAUGCGUCGCCCUUCUCAGGGCCCUCAGCCCGACAACACAUUUGAUGCCGAUGUACUUGCCGGUCUUUGGGAAGACGCGCCCUUUGCGCGCCUGCCAGCCGAUGCGCCACCAGAGUUGAGGGACAUGGUCCAGAACAUCGAGAACCCCAAACGAGUCUACGCAAUUCACCGCGCCAGCCGUCGGCAUAAUUUUCAGAUCCUCGUUGAGAUAUACAUCCUGCAGCUACGAUACGGAUGCGACUCCAAGUCAUGUACGACGUCAACCUGCUUCUCUUGCCGCAAACGCCUCGCUGGAAAGGCUCCGAUCAGGCGGUACAAUACCACGAGCGCGAGGACACUGGCCGUCUAUUUGGCCAGCCAAGAUAAUCCGGAGAAUGGACUCUGUCCUCAUCUUAAACCCUCGAAAGAACCGCCAGCCGCACUGAACUCACUCAUCUUCUCCCCGAACACUACUGCACCGGCUUUCAGCGAUCCCUUCUCGAAACGCUCUACUGCCCCAAAGGAUUCACGGCGACGGAAAUCAGGCUCGGCUGUCAGGGUGAAUGGUGAGACCAGGGGGUCUAACAAGCCUCUCACAGAUAUGGACGAGUCAAGUCAUCAUGUAGCAUCUGCGCAGAAUGAACGGUCGCACUUCGACUCAUCAACAGGUACAGCAAAUGUACCUGUAAAGAUAUCCGAACGCCCCAUUAGCAAGGACUACCGCUCAUUUGCGGCGAAUGUGUUCGGCAGCGUUGCCUUCAAAAUGCUGGAAUGGCUCACUCCAGCAGGUCUGGAUGCCAUGUCUCAAAGGGUUGCUGCUCUCGAAGCAAACACUACACCAAGCCCUGGUAAGGAGGAACUGCAAAGAUCUCAGAAACCAUCGGGCCAGUCGACACCCAUUCAAUCCAUAUCACCAGUUAUAUACACCGAUGGGAAGAGUCAGAGCGACUUACCAGAGCCAACGGUUGAUCAAGGACCUGAUGCGGCCUUAGAACAAGCCUCAGAGAAGCUCCACAACUCGAGUUCGACUCUUUCCAGCUCUCGACCGGGGAAACCCAAAAGAAGCUCUAGUGCACGGGUGCGGGCGAAUUCAAAACCCAAGAGAAAAUUGUCUAUCGAACCAUACCCGGCGAGUUCCUUAUCCGAAGAUGUCACCUCUGGCUUGGUCUCCCCUAAGUUGAAUGGAGGAUCUCAUGAGAAACCACCACCAAGGCCUCCAAAGGCAGCUCAUGUGAACCCUUAUGCGAUUCCAGAAAUCCCUUCCACGCCGUCCUUCUUUGAUAACGUCCCGCCUCAGAACCAUACAGUCAAGAUUGUUCAGGAGCCCGAGUCAUUACCAAAAUCAAGUUUGAGCAACGGCGAACCUCCAGUGGAGUCUUUGAAGAUCCAAGUAGAAUCCACAUCGCAGCCCCAACCUGCUCAACCCAUACCACCUGCAGACGAUUCCAAGCAAAACGAGGAAUCAGUAGAAGCAUCAAUCGCGGACAACAUGCUCCCACAAUCUCUGAUUUCGCUGAAUGUCGAAGUUGUUGACUUGAUGUGCGACAUUCUCCAGGAUGACGGUACCUCGGAACCGCAUCUGCUUGACCCUUCCAAAAUUACGAGCACAUAUUCUGGGCUUAAGGACCGGCCGAAAAUGCAAAGGAAGCAGACAUCACGCAGCAACUAUCCAAAGCGAUUGCGGAGACAGUGGAAACUCUUCAUCGAGCAGAGUCUGUUCAAUAUUCUAAGCGAUCCCCAGAGCCUGGUGUCUUCCUUUGUUAAAGACGAUGGAUUGCUCGACUCCCACACCAUUUGGUACUGUAUGCUGCGACUUACCCGCGUCGCCCCCAGUCUCGUUUUCCACAGCUUGUGGAUGGCGUCUGGGAGUCUUUUUGGUGCACCAAAGUCGCUCCAGUCGCUUCGCUCUCCUACCGCCAGAGUCUUCCGCCGUCACGAACGGUCGCUAGAUAAUGUGGAAGCAGGCCAGCUGCUAUCAAUUUGUUUACAUGCCUUGGUGGCGGCAGCUCCAUUGAUCACAGACUCCAGAACGCUUUUUGACAUGUCUCGUAUCCGUUCGAAUGGUCUGACUUUAGCUGGAAGUGGUGCUUUGGCACGACAACCAGCCUGGCUUUGCCUUCUCUACGACGACGCUUUCUCGAAUGAUCUUGCGCUCCGACUGGCAAGACGUUUGUUUGCGGCUAUAUCAGCACGCAAAUGUUUCGCGGAGAUGGCUGCUCAAGAAGAUGACACUGAUGACAAAGAUCACGAUCUUGACGCUCUCCGUCCGCUCCUUGCCCAGCUGGAUUCUCUUAGUGGGGAGGUAGCAUCUAACUCGGAAUUGGACCAGCUCGACCGAGCCGGGCAUGAAACAAGGGUUUCUACCUUGUUGUUGGAUUGGGCCAAAACUGUGAUGCUUCAAGAGUGGGAUGGGAAGCCAGAAAUUUCGUGUGACAGCUCCUUCGGCGGGGCUCUGUCGCUUAUUGCAGCGAUGUAUGAGAAACGUCAAUCCCUUCUCAUUGGAGACCCCCAUUUCCGAGUGGAUUACUUUGCUGAUAGGCUUGAUUCUAUUAACAUGCCUGUCGCCUGGCUCUCUCAUACGUCGUCCAGGCAGAAGAGACAUCUGCUGGAUUUCCCUUUCAUCUUUGACCCCUCUACGCUUGUAUCAUAUUUCCGGUCCAUAAACUUCUCGAAGAUGAGUCGAAGUUACGAAGAAUCAAGCUCUCUGCAGACUAGGAUGAAGGCCAUCGUUGCCCCGGGUGGCCUCAUUACCAACCCGCAUCACAAGCUCGUACUGCAGGAUCUCCUCAAGACGGCGUCUUCGAAGUAUUUGAUUCUUGAGAUCAGCAGGAAACAUGUCAUUAGAGAUGCCUUUGAUCAGCUAUGGCGACGGGAAGACAGAGAGUUGCACAGGCCACUAAAGAUUCAUCUCGGCGAAGAAGCUGGCGAAGAGGGGUUCGAUUCAGGCGGAGUCCAACAAGAGUUUUUCAGACUUGCCGUAGCCGAGUGUCUGAACCCUGAUUACGGCGCCUUUACAGUGGAUGAGCGAACGCGAAUGGCUUGGUUCGUCCCUGGUUCCGUGGUUCCAGUCUGGAAAUUUGAGAUUCUUGGCCUACUAAUGUCGUUGGCCGUGUAUAAUGGCUUGACACUUCCGAUUACUUUUCCAAAGGUUCUUUAUCGCAAGCUCCUUGGUGAGCCCGUGGAUGAGCUGUAUCACAUUGCCGAUGGAUGGCCAGACCUUGCCAUGGGCUUGACAAGUUUGUUGGAAUGGGACGAGAGCAACGGGCUGGUGGAGGAUGUCUUCUCACGCACCUACGAAUUCUCAGUAUCCAUGUUUGGCCAACCCGUGUCCAGGGAAAUGGGCCCUCAAGGUCGCGGCUGGCCACAGUUUGAAGCAUCGGCAGAGAGGUCACUGGGGGACGAGAACCCAGAGGACGCGCCGAUGGUAACAAACGAAAACAGGAAUGCCUAUGUGAGCGACUACAUCCGAUACCUCACGGAUAUUUCUGUUCGCCCGCAGUACGAAGCAUUCGAGCGCGGCUUCCGUGCUUGUCUUCACCCUAAAGCGCUUCAAUUGCUGACACCCUCACUUCUUCAAUCCGUUGUAGAGGGCGUUCAGGAGAUUGACAUACCUGAGCUACGCAGGUACACGAGAUAUGUGGGCUGGGAUGCUAGCCAUCGCAGUGUUCGCGACUUCUGGUCGAUAGUUAAGCGUUACGAUGAAAAGAUGAAGAGGAGACUGUUGGAGUUUGUGACAGCUUCAGACCGUGUUCCUGUUGGAGGAAUGAAGAAUUUACAGUUCGUUGUCCAAAGGAACGGCGAGGAGGAAGGCGAGGGUGGACAUUUGCCCACAGCGUACACAUGUUACGGUACAUUAUUGCUACCUGAGUACAAAGAUAAGGAGGUUCUGAGAGAGAGGCUUUCUAUGGCAUUGGAAAAUGCACAGGGCUUUGGGUUUGCUUAG